Molecule: messenger RNA, 264 nt
Organism: Acanthocheilonema viteae
Lineage: Eukaryota; Metazoa; Nematoda; Chromadorea; Rhabditida; Onchocercidae
Source: the annotation of a GenBank genome assembly
GUAUUACCUCGAGGUACAGUAGCAAAUACAGAAGCAAGUUUGGAAGGUAAUUAUGUGGAUAAAAAUGGUCAACCUGUAACGUAUAAGCGUGAAGUUGUAACAAGUGUUAAUCCAAAUAGCGAAAGUACGCUGCUUAAAGAAGAAGAAAAGCGCGUUGUUGAGACACCACUUGAACCUGGUGUCAUUUCCAGACAUGUAACCACAAAAUAUUAUAAAAAGAAAACUGUGACCGAUACGACGACAAAUACCGCCACUGUUCAUUGA